AAAAAAUUGUAUUCAGUUUGUUUCUUUACAAAGGCAGAGCGCAAGAAGAUUUUCUUUUGUUCGUCAAAAUUUUCGACAAAAAACAAAUUUAAAAUUUGUAACCAAGAAAUGCUUUAAUAUUUACCGGAAUUCUAUAUUUGUAACAUUUUUAAACAAUAUUUUAUAAUACAAAUUCGCACAGCAAUUUUUGACUAGCUGGGUAGUCAAAAUUAAAAAAAAGAAACCGAAAUAAUCCAUAUUCAACAACAGCCACAGUUGCCUUCGACUAUCAAUCCAUAUCAUCUAAAGCGGCGAAAAAAACCAAAAUCAGCAGCAUUUGGAAUCCUUGAAUCUGGGCCAAAGCUACACAUACAUAUAUCUAGUCACAAUUGUAGAUUAUAGAUCAAAGGAUCUACGAAAAUGAAUUUGAAAAAUUCCAAAUUCUUCAGGCGUAUUCAGGAGUUGCGUCGUCUCUCCAAGGAGAAAUUGCGUAAAGAGAAAAAUCGCGGAAUGCGCGUCGAUUUCGAGUUGGAGAGGAUCUUGAAGGAGCGAAACGGUAAUUGUGUGUGCAUGACGCAGCUUGAUAAGAGUAACGACGACGAGAUGAAGGGGGAGAAUGAAUAUUCUAAUGAAAGCGAAAUCAUUGAGAAAAGUGAAAGCAUAUCCGAUGGCUUAAUCCAAUUGAAUAAUGUGUGCUUCCGUUUGAAAUGUGUCAAUUCGCUAAAAUCAUCACCGGCAAUACGAGAUGAGGUGCCAGUUAUGCCUAAAAUCAAAGGCACCAUUUGUGUUUCCAACUCUCGGUUUAGCAUGAUUGGUCGAGUGUCGAAAACGCUGGGUUUCAAACUAGUUAAAGAAUCCAAUCUUUGGAAUAUCUUGUGGAUGGACUCACUGCCGGGGGUAGAAUUGUACAAGAGCAUGAAACGUUUCCAACAGAUCAACCACUAUCCAGGCAUGAUGGAGAUAUGUCGCAAAGACUUGCUCUCGCGAAAUUUAAACCGAAUGCUGAAAUUGUUUCCACGAGAAUAUAAAAUAUUUCCGAAAACAUGGAUAUUUCCAGCUGAUUAUGGUGAUGCCUUAAAUUAUGCGAGCAACAAUAGCAAACACAAGCAACGCACAUUUAUUAUCAAACCUGAUUCGGGCGCGAUGGGUCGUGGAAUUUGGUUGACGAACGAUCUGAAACCCAUAAAUCCUUCGGACCGUAUGAUUUGUCAAACUUACAUUAAUAAGCCCUUAUUGAUUGAUGGCUACAAGUUCGAUUUGCGCGUCUAUACGCUUAUCACUUCAGUCGAUCCAUUGCGUAUCUUUGUUUACAAUGAAGGCUUGGCACGCUUUGCCACCAACAAAUAUGUCGAGCCCACAUCGGAGAACAGUUCCGAUUUGUUCAUGCACUUGACCAACUAUUCGGUAAAUAAGCGCAGCUCUCAAUAUGAUUUAUGCGACAAUGACGACUGCGGCAGCAAACGCAAGUUCAGUGCCAUCAACAACUGGUUGCGCAGACAUAAUUACGAGGUUGACGGGUUUUGGGGGAAAAUCGACGAUAUUAUAAUUAAGACAGUGCUCAGCGCUUGGCCGAUGCUGAAGCACAACUAUCAUGCCUGCUUUCCGGCACACGACAAGAUCCAGGCAUGUUUCGAGAUACUCGGUUUCGAUAUAUUGGUCGAUUCGAAAAUGAAACCAUACGUACUGGAAGUGAAUCACUCGCCGAGCUAUCACACGCACGAGUUGGUCGAUCGGCAGGUGAAGAAAGCGCUGAUACGAGAUACGCUAUUGAUGGUUAGUACGCCUUUGGCCAACAAAAAGGAGAUACUACGUGAGGACCGUAAGCGGAUUAAAGAACGGCUGCUCAAAUUGAAGCAAUGUGACACAAUAUUGAACACACAGCGACAGUCGCCAAUCACAAGCAAUAACACCGCGUUGGAGGGUGUUAGCAACAGCGAAACAACGGCUGUCGGGGUACCGCCACCGCAAGAAGAACCGCCUCAAGAUGCCGGGCUCAGUGCACUGUCGCAACAAAUUGCUUGGGAGGAGAGUCAUUUAGGAGACUUUCGUCGGAUUAUGCCCCCACAAGAUCCUGAUCGUCUCAACUACUAUUGCCAAUUCUUUGCGCUGCAGAAUCAGGCGUCAAUAUACAGUGAGACUGCGGCCAGCAAGAAACGCGAAGAGGUUGCAAAGAAAAUGCGUCUAGAAAUUGAAGAAAAACGGCAGCGCCAACUGGAAAUAAUCUCACGUCAGAGACGGCGUAUAAAGCUUGAGGAGCGACGCCGAAAACGUACCCCCAUUCCACGUGCGAUAUCCGAACGAAAUCGACUGACGCGUUUUCGAGUGCAAGAGAAUUGGACGCCUGGCUUCAUAUCGGAGGCAGAAGAACGCUUACGUCGCACUUGGAUGCAGAUGCGUAGCGAAAUGUUGCGUAACAAUAAAAUUGUGCAAGUGAUCUACAAAGACUUCUACGAUGGUGGCAAUCUAACCAAUGCGGAUAUCAUUACUUAUUCAGAAUUAUACCGUUGUUUAGAGCGUGGUGUGGAUAUUAUGAGUGAAAACUGAAUUUUUGGUAGAGUCGUUGUAUGGAAAAGGUUUUUGAUCGAACUUCAAUGGUAAUGCCAAUUUUGCUCAAAUGUUCUCAUUUAUACAAAAAUAAUUGUAUAUUUUGUUAGUCCAUGUCUAUUCUUGCCUUUUGACUUUUAAGUUUUCUUUUUGUAUUCUGAAUUUGUGGAGCUUGAUAAUGCACUAUGUGGCCUAUGCCUAAGACCGAUUUCCCCUUGAAAAAUAUAGAAAUUUUUGUACAUAUCGCAA
Messenger RNA from Anastrepha obliqua, 2772 nucleotides. It is a transcript of the gene TTLL6B, whose product is annotated as tubulin polyglutamylase TTLL13. The record is from RefSeq and is a predicted model, not a curated record. Gene Ontology annotation, molecular function: tubulin binding; tubulin-glutamic acid ligase activity. NCBI's taxonomy places the organism in Eukaryota, Metazoa, Arthropoda, Insecta, Diptera, Tephritidae. The transcript is spliced from 6 exons. Gene Ontology annotation, cellular component: cilium. Gene Ontology annotation, biological process: microtubule cytoskeleton organization; protein polyglutamylation. Bases 400 to 2523 code for a protein of 707 amino acids.